UGAUACCAAUUCCGAUGAUUCUGAUUCCGAUAAUAACGGUGAACCUCUUCAAGAACUCAAGCAAGAUUAUGCUUAUCAUAUAACUGGAAAAUUUGCGCUGGUGGAAGACGACAUUAUAGAUAUCAUAAUAACAACGAGCAAACGUUUAAAAUUAGACGCGGAUGCCAUUUCGGUCGGUCAACCAAUCGUACAUUUGCUUGGUAGAACUAUGCAGCUUCCUAGUAUUAACGAAACAGGAUAUACACUUCCAAUUCAAGUUAAACCCUAUCUGAGCAGUGCACAAGGCGGACCUUUUGACAUAACGUUAACCCACAAUCCCCAAGGAAGAUUUAGAAAUGCUUUAGAAAAAACAAAAAAAAUUCGCUCAUACAUACAACGGGACUUUUAUACUUUGUUAAUAGUCAGCCGUACUGCGACAAAUUCCAUACAAAAAAAGAUUGCCGCUUUAAAAGCGUCUUCAACAAAAGGUUCUCAAUCACAGACAUCUCCCGCCAAGACAAAAAAACCAGAAGUUUCCCCAAAAACAACAAAAAUCAAUGAAAUUGCUAAAACGCUGCUUGCAACAAAAAAUCUAUCUUGUACAGUUGAUAAUAUCGACGUUGUGAGUGAAGAGCCGGAAGAAUACAAAGAUAAAAAAGCGGCGGAAUGCACAAUCGAUAUCGAUUCUUGUGAUGACAACAAUCGUCGUGACAACGAUGAAAUCUAA
Messenger RNA from Paraglomus brasilianum, 706 nucleotides. NCBI's taxonomy places the organism in Eukaryota, Fungi, Glomeromycota, Glomeromycetes, Paraglomerales, Paraglomeraceae. The record is from the annotation of a GenBank genome assembly.